CACGGUUUUUCUGCGUAUCCAUUGAAUGCAGCAGAAGAAGAUGUCUGCGUCCUGUGGAAGGAUGGCGAGUCGGGGUCUCGUCCGGUUUGUGUCUCGUGUCAGCAGCUCGGGGCUGCGUCCAUUGUCCAGCACGUCUGUCUGUCGGGCGACACUGCAGACCAAACAUGUCACAGACAAGGCGACUUCACCGUGGACUUUGAUGGCAGCGGUGUGUCUGCAGAGGCUUCCGGUCAUCUCGUCGGACUUGAGCCCGAUAGAGCAGCAGUUCAAACACAUGCUGAGCCAGAUGGAGCUGGAGAAAAGCAUGCUGUCGGACCAUGAGCUGCGACUGCUGGAGGACAAAGAGAGGAUGAGUCGUAAGCAGGCAAACGAUUAUGACUCGGAUGAUGAGGAUGGCCGCGGUGACCAGGAUAUCGUGUUGACUCAAGACCUGGAAGACUCCUGGGAGCAGAAGUUCAAAAGCUUUCAGCCAGCGCCGAGGGUCAGAGCUGAUGUAGAUGAAAACUUGACUUCACCGGAGCGCUGCCUUGCCGACUCGCUGCUUCUUCUGGUCGAGCAGCAGGUCGGCGGCCAGAAGAUGUGGCUGCUGCCUCAGACUCAGUGGCAGGAAGGAGAAACACUGCGGCAAACGGCAGAGAGAGCCCUCUCUUCCCUGUCAGGGGCUGGUUUCAAGGCAACUUUCCUCGGCAACGCCCCCUGCGGAGUGUACAAGUACAAACUGCCCAAAGCUAUUCGGACGGAGAGCUCGGUCGGAACGAAGGUGUUCUUCUUCAAAGCUAUUCUGUCAGACAGCAGUCGCCCCGCAGCUCCAACCUCUCCUUUUCUGUGGGUGACAAAAGGUGAACUGCAGCGCUACCUGAAGCCUGCGUACAUGGCGAAGGUUGACCGCUUCAUCCCCCAAGUGUGACGACUAAAAACAUGGACACUGACUCACAGAACAAUAUUUAUAAGGCUCAGAAAGUUACCGUGUCUGUCAUCUUGUAUCAUACAAUGUUCUUUGAUUCGAUAUGUGUUUCACUGUAUGAAUAAAUAGUUUUUUCAUUUGAC
Messenger RNA from Larimichthys crocea (large yellow croaker), 1047 nucleotides. RefSeq names its product mitochondrial ribosomal protein L46 (gene mrpl46). NCBI's taxonomy places the organism in Eukaryota, Metazoa, Chordata, Actinopteri, Sciaenidae. The transcript is spliced from 4 exons. The record is from RefSeq and is a predicted model, not a curated record. Gene Ontology annotation, molecular function: structural constituent of ribosome. Bases 26 to 907 code for a protein of 293 amino acids. Gene Ontology annotation, cellular component: mitochondrial large ribosomal subunit.